GAGGGGGACAAGGCAGGAGAUGGCCGACUAGGAGGCAACGUUAGCUAUUACUACUUCGUUGGCGAGAUUCCUUUUACAUAACACAUCUUUGUAUCUGAAGUGUGAAGAGGACGCUUUAUAUAUUUCGCUCCUCUUCCACAAUGGCAGAACAAAACAGCAAUGUCAGAUAUCAAGAGCUGGUGAAUGAGGAGGAGCCGGCCCAGUCAUCCCAGGAGGGUCCUGCCCCGGAUGCACCACCACCCUACAGCAGUAUUGCUGCAGCAAAUGCAGCUUUCUUUGAAUACAAGGAAGAUGGAGGAAGAUUUCCCAACCCUCCAUCCUACAGCGUUGCCACCACUUUGCCAUCCUAUGAUGAAGCUGAGAGAAGCAAAGAAGAGGCAGCCAUCCCCCUGGUCACUGGAAGAGUCACGGAGGACGACUUUGUGGCCAGAGAUGACUUUGAGGAUGCUGACCAGCUGCGAAUAGGAAAUGAUGGCAUCUUCAUGCUCACUUUCUUCAUGGCAUUCCUCUUCAACUGGAUCGGCUUCUUCUUGUCGUUCUGUUUGACCACAUCAGCCGCCGGUAGAUACGGGGCCAUCUCUGGCUUCGGUCUGUCCCUCAUCAAAUGGGUUCUCAUUGUCAGGUUUUCUACCUAUUUCCCUGGUUACUUUGAUGGACAGUACUGGUUGUGGUGGGUGUUCCUGGCUCUGGGCUUCAUGCUGUUCAUCAGAGGCUUUGUUAACUACUCCAGAGUGCGUAAACUGGCUGAUCCCACCUAUGCCACUCUUCCCCGAACAAGGGUACUCUUCAUCUAUUAGAGGAUGUUGGCUGUGGAAAAACUGGACAUGACUGACACAAGCAGCAACUCCGUGAAGACUUUCAAACUUUACGUGAAGACAGAACUCGGCCAGACAAGUUAUAGAUGAAGACAACUCUCAAUAAAAUAUUCAGGAAUUAUAUCACUUGUUUUAUUUUGUUUUGAAACUUUAUUAAUGGAGAAUGGUUAACAGUGAUAGUCCCUUAAUGUAUUCAUUAGUGGCGAAUGUUAAGUGCUAUUUACAUCUGUCUGUAAUGUAUAAGUAAUGCCUUAUAUCAUUUGAUGGUAGCAUAUGAGCAUGCAUCUGCCCUUAAGGUCAAUAAAUAGGGGGAGUCUCAUGUUGGUGACACUUGAAGCCAACAGGUAUUAGUUAAUACAACACUCCGUAGACUUGCCAUAGCAUGCAGCACACUUUAUAAUCUGCACUAAUCUCACUUCAUGGUUUUAUUGUGACUAUUAUAGGCUGUUUUUUAGAUACCACAUACACUUGCAGAGCUUUCAUUAGGCUGUAAAUGGUGAUUUAUGGAUUAGCACGUAUUUCACACCUGUUGGCUUUAAGUAGUGUUGCCCUUUUUUUUUAGCCAGGAGGGGGCAGAGUUGCCUGCUGCUUCUAAGGUGUUAGAAACUGUCCGGUGAGGGCAUCGUCUCAUUGUACAUGCUUGUGAUUCAAACACAGUGUCAGUGGAGCGCACCAAAAUUACAUCCAUGUUUCAGAAGGUAUGAUUUUACCUGGUAAAUGUUUUGUUGUGCAUUAAAUCAGGUGAAACUAUCCACUUUGGAAAUCGAAUUUAGGUUACAGAUAUGAUCUUAGAUGCUGCAGUUUGUCUUGUUAAACACAAACGAGCCGCAGCCCCGAAACCAGAUGGCCACAAAUGUCCAGUUACAAACCCCGGAGCAGCUUGGUUAACAGUGAAGGGGACACCAACUGUUUUGGACAUUUGGAGCCACAAAGAUGUUUGGUUUUUUUUGUUUUUUUUAAUGGGCAUGUGAGCACAUUUUCUGGCUCAUGCCCUUUGAAUAGCUCAUUUAGAUGUAACAGCUUGACCUUUCCAUGACUGUUCGGUGAGUCAGUGGAGUCUGCGUCUCAUUCAUUGUCAGUGAAAAGCUCUGUGAUGAUAGAAAAGAGGCUUGGCUGUCUGGAUUUCAGCUGUUAAUGAUCUCACUCAGACAUUUCAGAUGAUCUAAGAGCAUAAAAAUAACUCUAUUCCAUUUUCAGGAGGGUUUUGCCUUAAGAUUUAAUCGACAGAUGGGGAUGGGAAAUCUGUUUUUUUUUUUUUUUUUUUUUUUUUUAAUGAUUCAUAAGGUGUAAGAUUUUAGCUGUCGUGUGGGUAUCAAAACUAUAUCGAAGAAUGUUGAAUGCAGGUGCACUUUUAGAAAUAUGACCAAUAAAACCCAGAGGACGUUUCCAUCGUUAUUUGAAACCGCAGACAUAUAAAACAAGGAAUGAGUGAUGCAGCGGUGCAGGAUUGCUUUUCUGUUUUAUACUGUGGAGGAAACAGCAUGUCAGGGUAAUGCAGUUUUUGAACAUCUAACCAGUGUCGACAGUGGGAGGAGUUAAUAUGGGUAUUAGCGUGGCCCAGCAAACUGAACUGUUUGCCUCGUCAGUUAACUUCAUACUUCUGCCAUGGCUUUGAUACAGACGGACAUUAUGCUUAUUUCUAUGUGGUGUAGAGCUGCAACCUUUGGGUUUUGUUGAUAUGAAUCUGUACAGAAAACAUUUAGUGUUAAAUAAAUGUCACUUUUAAUGCGUGA
Molecule: messenger RNA, 2548 nt
Organism: Chelmon rostratus (copperband butterflyfish)
Lineage: Eukaryota; Metazoa; Chordata; Actinopteri; Chaetodontiformes; Chaetodontidae
Product: NEDD4 family-interacting protein 1-like
Exons: 8
Coding region: 141-797 (218 amino acids)
Biological process (GO): ubiquitin-dependent protein catabolic process; vacuolar transport; metal ion transport
Cellular component (GO): endoplasmic reticulum; perinuclear region of cytoplasm; Golgi apparatus
Molecular function (GO): WW domain binding
Source: RefSeq, a predicted model, not a curated record